Molecule: messenger RNA, 2403 nt
Organism: Cornus florida
Lineage: Eukaryota; Viridiplantae; Streptophyta; Magnoliopsida; Cornales; Cornaceae
Exons: 6
Coding region: 1040-1990 (316 amino acids)
Source: RefSeq, a predicted model, not a curated record
UGGAGGACCAUGCGGGGCAUAUGGUGUUGCUAGUGUAUGCUACUUCCCUGUCCACCCAUAAACUCAAUCCACCUUUCAUAUUAACAUUUCAAAAAAUUCGCAAACUUAGAACGGUUCAGUCACAUUAAUGAUUAAUAUUAUAAUCUAUUGUCUUAUUAAUGCUCUCUCUCUCUCAUAUUUGGCUUUUCUGAAAACACCCCAAAAUAGUCUCUUACUAGUGCUUCAUCAUUCAUGAAUUGACGGUUCUGAUAUAUAUAUAUAUAUGUGUGUGUGUGAGAUUAUAUAUGUAUAUGUAUAUAGAGUUGUUUUAGUUUUUGUUUGGCUUUCUGGGAAAGUUGAUUCCUUUUAAUUAGAAGAGAUGGAUUUCCGUUGAGGAAAAGAUGAUCUUGUCUUGUGGAUAGAAAUUUUAUCUGGGUAUCUCACAUUUGGUUCGAUCGCGUGAAUUGUACGUUGUUCCCAAAGUUUGAAUACUUUUCGACAAAAUUCUCAUAUUUCUCUUGGGUUUUCUUUCCAUAGAUUGCGCCGAACUAGGGGGUGUUCUCGGAAUUUCGGGUACAUGUCAUUUUCCCGGAAAAUAUACAUAUAUAUAUCUAUGAUCCUUAGCGUUUUUUCCUUGUUAGCUUUUGAUUUACUUUGAAUCGUCCGACUUUUGUGAACAGAGUUGAGUUUUCUUAAAGGGUAAUGGAAAAUUAGUACUUCGCUUGGGUUCUUACCAAUUGAUCGAGAUACAAUUUCGCCGGAAUCUCACUUUCCCGGUACCGUAAAAAGGUUGAAUUGACAACAUUGGCGAUGGUGACUCUCUUUCUCCAUAUCUAUAUAUAGAGAGUGAGUUUAGAGAAAGAAAUUGAAGUAUUUUCCUUUUUUCCCCAUAAAUUACUAGCUGUCUAAACGUCAAAAUAUAGAAAUCUUGUAGACCAAGGAUAGAAAAUCCCGAAGGUCUCUCCCUCUCUCUGUGUUUUACCUUUUUGUUCUUUGGGUUCCUCUGUUUUCAGGGUUAGGAGAGAGAACAAGUAAUAAAUCUCUGUCUCUCUCUGUAAUCAUGAUUUUCGACAUUUCGUCAAUGAAAUCGAACCUGGAAUGCUUCCUCGAUUGCACAACACCAGCAGUCCCAUCCCAAUUCUUACCCAAGAGUGAGACUAGAAACCUUAACAGGCUUUGGCAUCCUUGGGAGAGAGAAAAAGUUGAGUAUUUUACAUUGGCUGAUCUUUGGAAUUGUUAUGAUGAAUGGAGUGCUUAUGGUGCUGGAGUUCCAAUCAAUUUGGACAAUGGCGAAACCCUAAUUCAGUACUACGUCCCCUAUCUAUCUGCACUUCAAAUUUUUACCAGUAGUCCAUCGUUGAAUGGUCUAAGGGAUGAGAUGGAGUCCGUGUGUGAGGCGAGGGAUUCAUUCAGUGAUUCAUUCAGCGAAGAGAGCGAGAGCGAGAAGCAAUCGGGAUGGGAUGGAUGGUCCUCCGAGGAUGGAGGGUUGGAGCAAGAGAGUCUCUGGCAUUUGAAUGAUAGGUUGGGCUACCUUUACUUUCAGUACUUUGAGAGAUCAACUCCUUAUGGAAGAGUUCCCCUCAAGGAUAAGAUCAGUGGAUUAGCACAAAGAUACUCUGGGUUAAUGUCAUUGAGAAGUGUAGAUCUUUCACCGGCUAGUUGGAUGGCAGUUGCCUGGUAUCCAAUUUAUCAUAUUCCUAUGGGAAGGACCAUAAAGGACUUGCACACAUGCUUCCUCACUUACCACACGCUGUCAUCUUCUUUCCAAGAUAUGGACCUUGAAGAUGACAUGGGAGGUGCAGGAAGGAAAGGAAAGGAAGUGGAGGGAAUCUCACUUCCUGCAUUUGGUUUGGCCACUUAUAAGAUGCAAGGAAAUGUGUGGGUGUCGAGCAGGAGUGGUCGGGACCAGGAGAGGCUGGUGUCGCUUUUGAGCGUGGCAGAUUCAUGGCUAAAGCAGCUGGGGGUUCAACACCAUGACUUCAACUACUUCACGGGGAAUCGGCGUGGCUGAAAACCAUAAUACAACUUUGGAAUUGGUUUGGUACCCAGGAAAUUGAUUUUGUACUAUAGUCACUUUCUUUGGCCUUUGUGUUGUUGGUUUGAGGGAUGUUCUUGAAAAUGUGAAGAUUUUAGUUGAUAUAUCACUUUUUCAGCUUCAUCAAUGACCCUUUCUCCAUGACAGCCCAUUUUCAGAUUUUAGGGAUGAGUGGACCCUCUUUUUUGCCUGUCUGGGAGAUUUGUGUGUUUCAAAACUAUUUCUGCAUAGGACAGGUUUAAGAGAUGAGAUGAGAAAUGUAGCAGAUGAGAUGAGGAGGGGUUGGUUAGUUCAUGGGGCUCUUAAAACUGUGAACUUUUUUCACUGUUGUAUCAUAUGUUUUCUCCUGUUAUAUGGAAUUCACAAUUCAGUCUGCGUUUUCUCUUUUU